Molecule: messenger RNA, 1857 nt
Organism: Cryptococcus wingfieldii CBS 7118
Lineage: Eukaryota; Fungi; Basidiomycota; Tremellomycetes; Tremellales; Cryptococcaceae
Exons: 2
Coding region: 1-1857 (618 amino acids)
Biological process (GO): nucleolar large rRNA transcription by RNA polymerase I; transcription initiation at RNA polymerase I promoter
Cellular component (GO): RNA polymerase I upstream activating factor complex
Molecular function (GO): rDNA binding; RNA polymerase I general transcription initiation factor activity
Source: RefSeq, a predicted model, not a curated record
AUGGCGAGCGACGAACGGUCACACUCGAAAUGGUACCUCCACCACCUCGACACCCAUAUCCAAGCAUCCCUCAAAGCCACUCUCGGCAACUAUCCCAAUCCCUCUCUCCAAGUCCCCCCAUCGGACAUUCCACCUUCUAAUGCCGUCUGGACAUCACCCGAAAAGAAUGCCUUUUUUGCCGCUCUCUCGAGGUACUCCAGGUAUCGCCCCGACCUGAUAGCGAGCGAGGUGGGCAAGAGCGAGAUAGAGGUCGUAUGGUACCUCGAAUUCCUCGAGAAGGAGAAGGUGAAUAUGGUCAACAAGGAGAAGCGAGAGUCAAGAAUGAAGGAACUGAAGGGGUCAUCCAAGUGGAGAGAAGGGCUGGCGCCUGCUGCGAGAGAAGUCUCGGACAAGUGGGUUGAAAAGGAGGAGGAGCUUGCGAGCGGCUUGCACGAGAUGCUCGAAGAGAUGGCACAGGAGCAUGAGCUCGGACUUUCCAGAAAGCGCAAGAGGGAAGCCAAGCGUUCUAUCAUCCAAGCAGCCGUUAUCCCUCCCGAUACCAAAUCUGGUGACAAGACCAAGUUCAUCGACGACCUCCCCGAGAUGCAAAAGCUCAAUCAGCAGUGGGACGCCGAAGAUUGGCUUGCAGUGAUGGACCCGGAGAAGCUAUUCGAGUUAGAUGACUGCAUACAGCAAGUAUGGCUGGCAGAAUCUCAGGAGGAACUCGUCCGAAAUGCGGAGCCAGAUGGCGCCGAGGAUGUUCCUUCGCCUUCCGCCCCUUCUACUGUCAGCAAAACGGCCAUCAAAGUCGCAAGCGACCUCCGGACAAUGUCUCUCAUCUCUUCCAUCCCCCCAAAAAAGAGGACACCCGAACAACAGCGCCUCUUUACAGCCGCCAGAAACAGGCAACGUGGUCGCGAACAAUACAGGACCAAGAAGCUCUUGGUAGAGGGUAUGACGGAGGAAGACAUCCGCAAAGCUGGAGGGGCAGAUGCUGUAUUUGCACAAAAGGAGGGACAGGAAUUGCCUAUGGAUGUGGGUCGUGGCGCGAGGCAAAGACCGGAAAUCAGAGGGGUCCAUGAUCAUGUCAAUGAGGCCGGCUUGGAGAUAUUUGCUUUUACAAACAUGGCUCGCUUUCUCAAUUCACAUGAAGUACCAUCAGAUACAUCCAACGUAUCCCUCCCCGUCCUGCAAGAUCUCCGCGAAGAGCUCGUCGUCCACCUCAAGUUGCUCUUAUACGACGUGAUCACCGUCGCUGAGAAGGAGCGAUUACAAGAUCAAUCUCUAGAUGACGUCCGCAACGAAAUCGCCUCCAAUCAUGUCCAACAAGCUCUCGCUCUCCGCGGAGAUCUGCCGCCUUCGUUCAUCGUUGACCCUGCUCUUUCGAAGAUCCAGCCCGUCAAGACGGGUCCCACGACGAGUACUGUAAUAAUCAGCACAGACUCGGCGCCAGAUACAGACGUAGACAUGUCGGGAAACGAUACCGAGGGCACUAUCAGCGAGGCUUCAGAAGAAUUCUUGGAAGGCUACCCCGAAAACGUCGUACCCCCCACUGGUCUGUCCUGGUCCCUUCUGCCCCAUCUCCGCCUCAUCAGUGAGACACGAUCGAACGGUCAUGAAAGCAGCGCUGCUACAGACUCGGACGAUGAUGAGGAUGAGAGUCUUUACGAGGAAGAUGCCAUGUUGGAUCAAGCUCUAGAGGAGGUGGACUUGGAUCACGACAAGCUAUAUGAGAAGGAUCUUUGGGGCGUCAACCAAGAGGAAGAAGACAAGGACGACGAGCUGGAUGACCAUGCGGAUGUCUGGGCUAAGGACCCCAUCGAGAGAUCUACACAUGAACAAGGCAAGUCUCGCCGUCAAAGCUCGAUCUUGAACUGA